CGAGAGGUCAUCUGUUAUCGCACGUACAGUCACAGUCAGUCGUAGUGAAUGUUCUAUAUAUUUUAGCCCCGGCGAAAUCACAGCCGGCUACGGAGGUUUGUUUGCAAGCUUCAGUUUGCCUCCACCGCCGCCAUGACGAAGGACAAGUCCCAGCACUUCUGCAGCACCGUCAAAUGUCAGUGCUUGGUGUUCCUGCUGACGGCGGGGUGUAUCGCCGCCGCUGUGUGUGUAGCCCUGCUGUCGACGGCGGUGAGGGGGCGCAUGCCGCCGGACAUGGAAUGGUGGCAGACGACGAUAAUCUAUCAGAUCUACCCGCGUUCCUUCAUGGAUUCUAACAACGACGGGAUCGGUGACCUAAAAGGCAUCGUCAGCAAGUUGGACCAUUUCACUUAUCUCAAUGUCAAGGCCAUCUGGAUCAGUCCCAUCUAUGAAUCCCCCAUGAAAGACUUCGGCUACGACAUCAGCAACUUCGUCGACGUCGCCCCCAUCUUCGGCAACCUCACGGACAUGCAAAACCUCACGGGAGAGGCCCACAAGAGAGGUUUGAAGGUCAUCCUCGACUUCGUCCCCAACCACUCCAGCAACUGUCACACGUGGUUCAACGAGAGCGUGAAGGGAACCGCCAAAUAUAAAGACUACUACAUCUGGAGCGACGGGACAACCGAUUCUAAUGGAACCCACUUGCCCCCGAACAACUGGCUCUCCGUGUUCAAGAACUCCGCCUGGGAGUGGAAUGAUGAGAGGAAACAGUAUUACUAUCACGCCUUUCUGAAGGAGCAGCCCGAUCUCAACUACAGAAACCCAGCCGUGGUGGAAGAAAUGGAGAACGUCUUGCGGUUCUGGCUGGAACGAGGCGUUGAUGGGUUCAGAGUUGACGCUAUACCUUUCCUGUUUGAAGUGACCAACACCUCCUGGAACGAACCUCGGAGCAACAGAACAGACGUAGACCCUACACAGUUUGACUACCUCCUUCACCCGUACACCGAGAACUUAAUGGAUGACAUGACCAAGGUGUUGGCUGGCUGGAGAGCCGUGCUAGACGAAUACCAGAACUUGGACGACAAGCCGAGGUUCCUGGUUGUGGAGGCGUACACCAGGACGGCGGCGGAGAGGGAAGCCUAUUACAGGACGGCGGCAGACAUGCCCUUCUACUUCGGCCUCCUCAACAUCAACAAGGACUGCGGGGGCUCCUGCAUCCGCGACAUCGUCGAUGAUGAAUAUAAAGGCCUGCCUGAUAACGCAUGGCCAAACUUUGUUCUAGGUAACCAUGACAACCGGCGUAUCUCAACGAAGAAGGGUCCCGAGUUUAUCAAUGCCUUCAACAUGUUGUUGCUGACGUUGAAGGGGACUCCGACCACGUAUUACGGCGAGGAGAUCGGAAUGCUGGACAUAAUACCCACCUACAACCAAUCAGUCGACCCACAGGGCAAGGCGUACAACGAGUCGUUGUUCUUGAAUUAUUCCCGUGACCCCGAGCGCUCCCCCAUGCAAUGGAGUGACGACGAAAUGGCCGGUUUCACCAACUCUACGACAUCGUGGCUGCCUGUUGGCAACAACUCCGACACCAUUAACGUUGAGACUGAGAAAAACACGACGGGCUUCAGCACUAUCAAACUGUACCGCACCCUGGCUAUACUGCGUGAAGAUCCUCCCUUCAGAUACGGGCUGUUUAAAACCGCCGUGGUCAACAACAACACCUACUCCUACGUACGACACGCCGUGGACUUCCCUCAAUACCUCGUCGCCAUCAACUUCGGCAAAAACACCGACACCAGCGACUACAGUCAAGCCCCGGUGAACGCUGAGAAGGGCGUGGUUGUCGCCAAUACCGGCAACGUCAACGCGACGUACAACGUCAACAGCACCGUUGAUCUAUCUCGAAUCACACUCCACUCUGCUCAAGGACUUGUGAUAAAAAUCACAAACAAAUAACGAAAUCCUGAUUCGUUUGAUCAUGUCGUUAGUUAGUGUUUGUAGUCAGAAGUCAAACUUAUAUCAUGCAAUAUCGGUUUCUUGAAGUACGUUGCUAUAUAUACAUACAUGUAUAUAUGUACACAACUUUUGCAUGCAUUGUCCAUACACUGAGUAUAUGUCCUGAUGUAAAGUGUUUUGAAACUUUGAUAAUAAUGCAAUUACCCUGACCAUGUUAAGCAUUUGGCGCGGAAUGACUGCAUGAAACCAUGGAACGUUUGUGACUUUACAACAGAAUGGUGUCACAUAUUCGAAUACAUCUUGGGAAAUGACAUGCCAUUAGUAUCGGUAAUACCUCUGAUUCAACAUGUCAGUGGAUUAUUUUCGAAUAGAAAUAAUGAACCGGACAAUUUAUUGAAAACAAAGAAAACAUUCAUUUGAAAAUUGAACAA
Messenger RNA from Haliotis rubra (blacklip abalone), 2363 nucleotides. RefSeq names its product probable maltase. Gene Ontology annotation, biological process: carbohydrate metabolic process. The record is from RefSeq and is a predicted model, not a curated record. NCBI's taxonomy places the organism in Eukaryota, Metazoa, Mollusca, Gastropoda, Lepetellida, Haliotidae.